Molecule: messenger RNA, 1882 nt
Organism: Caenorhabditis elegans
Lineage: Eukaryota; Metazoa; Nematoda; Chromadorea; Rhabditida; Rhabditidae
Gene: nhr-8
Product: Nuclear hormone receptor family member nhr-8
Exons: 9
Coding region: 162-1841 (559 amino acids)
Biological process (GO): regulation of DNA-templated transcription
Cellular component (GO): nucleus
Molecular function (GO): zinc ion binding; DNA-binding transcription factor activity; sequence-specific DNA binding
Source: RefSeq, marked reviewed
CGCCCUUUCAAUCGUCCUUUUUAACUAUACGUGAAUCACAGUUAACUAUGCGUCGCUCAUAUAAUCACUGAUUAUUAUUCGUAUCUUAUUCCACUUGUGGUGUGACUUAUCUGCAAAACCUAACAACAUUUUAAUCACUAAAACAAAAAUUUCGUCAUUCCAUGCCUUCGUCUUCUCCAUCGAUGGACGAGUCUCGAAGGUCUGCUGUUCCACCAAAAGAGCCUGCUGGCAGAAUUUGCACAGUUUGCUCCGACCGUGCAAAUGGAUACAAUUUUGGUGUACUCACUUGCGAAUCUUGUAAGGCGUUUUUCAGGCGAAAUGCUUCAAAGCAUAAGGAAAUUAAAUGUCCUUUCUCUGAUUCUUGUCAAAUCACAUCAGCAUCUCGCAAGUUUUGCCAAGCUUGUCGAUUGAAUAAAUGUUUUGCUGUUGGAAUGAACAGUGAAUGGUUAAAUGAUUUGAAACCGAAGAGUUCAAUUGUUUCUGGAAAAUUCAAAAGAAAGAAGCCUGAUAUGAAGAAUAACUUGAAAGUGGAAGUAGAUGAUACUGAAGAAGAUUUGGAAAAUGAUGAUGAAGAACAAAUUAGUGUCCCCAAAGCAUUACUUGAAAAGCUUAUCAAUAAAGCUAAUGAAAAAUCAAAAGACAGAUGUACAUGCAAAUGCCAGUGUGGAUUCUAUCCAAUUACUCAAAGACUCACCGCAUACGAACCAAAGGAUACAACAGCUAACAGUCCACAAGAUAUAUCAUUCUCCCAUCAUCUUCAUCAUUCGGAUUCGUUUUAUUCUUCAUCUACUUCAACUCUUUCUCCAAUGUCGGUUAUCAGUUGUGCUCCAUCUUCACAUGAUUCCAGUGGUUACAAUACUUCUCAACUUGUUACUCAAUCUCCAACCAACUACACAGUUUCUCCGGCGUCUAUACCGAGCUCAAUAACUGAACUGUCUCCACAAAUGCCAUCGCAAUAUCCUCCAAUGUUAUCACCAUUUCAAUUUGGUGUUAUGGCCCAAAUGGCUGCGCCAGCCAACUUUUUGAAUUUUCCUCCAAUGCCUGAAAGAACAUGGACUCCAAUUCAAGCAGUGUCCACAGUUCCAGUAACUGAAACUCUACCUCCAAAUUUGCUAGAACAAAUUCAUUCAAAGAUUGACAAAUACAUUGGAGUUUUGAAUGAAGACGAGAUAACUCUUUUAGAAGAACUUCAUGUACAAAAUGAGCCAUUAAAUGCUCCACUAAUUCAAUGGCACAAUCCGAAAAGCAUUGAUGGAGUUUUUAGAAUAAUAGAAGAAGCUCUACGAAGGAUUGUUAACAUGGCAUGCCAAUUAAGUCUAUUCCGAGAGCUUCACGUGGACGAUAGGAAAAAUCUCUUGAAAAGUGGAUUUGGGGAGUUGUUGAUUGUGCGGGGUCUUAUGGCCUAUGACAAGAGUGAUAACAGCUGGAAUCAUUCAUUUGGAGUACGAGGAAAAAUGGAGGUAAAGGUGGAAGUUCUUAAGAAUCCAAAACUUGAAGAACAUUACAAAGCACACAUGAACUUGCUUUCAACGUUUGGAGAAGAUGUGAGGAAUAAUGAACAUUUGAUGCUCAUUUUCAAUGCAGCUGUUAUAUUUCAUCCUCAUGUCUCCAACUUACGUGAUAGUAAACGAGUGCACUCAACACAAGCAAAAUAUUUCCAGAUGCUCUUGAAACUUCUUACAUUUGAAUAUGGUAAAUCACGUGCUGACAUUGCAUACAGUAAUCUUCUGAAUCAAGUCGUCGAGCUUCAUCGUGUGAAUAGGACCUUACUUCGUGUGUUUUAUGGACUAGAUAUUGCUCAAUUGGAUCCUCUGAUACGAGAAUUAUGUUCUUUUGAAUAACCAUUUAUUAACCAUGAAUUAUUGCACAUAUUGCACACUUA